Molecule: messenger RNA, 703 nt
Organism: Penaeus indicus
Lineage: Eukaryota; Metazoa; Arthropoda; Malacostraca; Decapoda; Penaeidae
Product: cuticle protein AM1199-like
Exons: 3
Coding region: 100-504 (134 amino acids)
Cellular component (GO): chitin-based extracellular matrix
Molecular function (GO): structural constituent of chitin-based larval cuticle
Source: RefSeq, a predicted model, not a curated record
GAGGAAGGUCAAGAGAGAGGGUAUAUAAAGAGGGCCUGUCAUUUCACCUGUUACCAUUUUCCUUUAGUUUGGAGAAGGACCAACGCCUUGCGGGACACCAUGAAGCUCAUCCUCCUCUCCUGUUGCCUGGCGAGCAUGUCCCUCGCGGCUACCCUCACCACCACGACCCCCAUGCCCAGGAUCCUGAAGGACUCGCGCCUGAACCCCCAGCAGGACGGUAGGUACAGCCUGGACGUGGAGACGGAGGACGGCCUGCGCAGAGUGGAGGCCAGCGACGGAGCGAAGGUGCAGGGGGCGCACAGAUUCGUUCACCCCGACGGCACUGUUUCGGAAAUCAAAUUCGUGGCGGACGAGUUCGGCUACCGAGCUGUGGGCGAUCUGCUGCCGACACCCCCGCCCAUGCCCGCCCAUGCCCUCGCCCAAAUCGAAGCUGCUAGACUCCAGAGGGAGGAAGCUGCUCGCCUUGAAGCUGCUAACCAAGUUUCCCGGGGCGUCCGGAGAUAGUCUGGGUGCUUCGAAACUCCGAAGCUUCGGUCACGAGAUCAAGCGAGUAUCGUGUGUUUGAUCUCGGGGGAAAUAUGAAAAAAAUAAUUCAAAGCUGGCAACUCAAUGCAGCCUUUGGAGUAUUCUGAUUCGAUAAGUUUCUUUUUUUAAAUGUGUGUGUAUGUGCACACACACACACACACACACACACACAUACAUA